UUAGCACAUACCUGAUGCAAAUUCUCAAGAUAUAACCGAAGAACGGGCCAUUAAUGAAGAAUAUAAAAUUUGGAAACGGAACACACCCUUUCUUUAUGACAUGCUCAUGUCUCACUGUCUCGAGUGGCCUAGCCUUUCAGCUCAGUGGUUACCAACAGUUGAACGAACUGGCGAAGAUUACUCGGCACACCGGCUAAUUUUGGGCACGCACACGUCAGACGAGCAAAAUCAUUUGUUAAUAGCAACAGUACAUCUUCCGAACGACAAUGCAGAAUUCGACGCUAGUACGUACGAGUCAGAAAAGGGGAAUUUUGGUGGAUUCUAUUAUCCAUCAGGAAAACUAGAAAUAACCAUGAAGAUCAACCACGAAGGUGAAGUCAACCGUGCGCGUUACAUGCCACAAAAUCCCGACGUCAUUGCAACUAAAACACCCAGUGGUGAUGUUCUCGUUUUUGAAUAUCCCCACCAUCCUGUUCGGGCGCCUGCUGAAAGAGGAUGUCAACCGGAUUUACGGUUAAAG
Molecule: messenger RNA, 520 nt
Organism: Dibothriocephalus latus
Lineage: Eukaryota; Metazoa; Platyhelminthes; Cestoda; Diphyllobothriidea; Diphyllobothriidae
Source: the annotation of a GenBank genome assembly